GCCGCGAUGUGGAAGAUUGUGGCGCGCGCACAAGAUCAAAGGAACCCCUCGAAAACAUCCAAUUCAAUCGCAUAACAAGAAUGCGCGCCACUAGGACCACGCACACAACUCGAGUCUGCAUUCCAGUUUUCAGAUCGGCGUAGGACGACAUGCUACCGCUCUCACAAACGUUUCUUUUAAUUCGGAAUUAACUUUUGCUUCCUUUCGCGUUUCUGUUUAUAUUACUUCAUAUUUCGGAAUCUAGGAGACCGACUAAAGGAGGGGGGAAAAAAGUGUCGGGAGGGAGUGCUAAAGCGUGUGUGCUCGACUUCGCGGCAACUAGGCUAACCCAGUUGGCUGGUUUUCUGUGCGCGGUUAAAGCUUUCCCAUGUGUGGUUUCUACCUUCUCCAGUGUUGCCGGUGUAGCGUUUUAAUGCUUGUUUUAGUGUCCCUUCAAAGGCGCCAAAUGAAAAGUCUCAGAUAAUUUCUUUUCUGUGUUCCACAAAUUGCGAAGUUUUUCUGUUUUUUAACUGUUAUGUUCUUCUGAAAACUACACACAACAGAGGGAUUGAGCCGUGAGAGAAACGGUGUUGCUAAAAUUGGACCACGGCGCAUGACUAAGUUGUAAGGAAGGAUUUGAUUGGCUAUCCGACGCCGAUGCUCGCUAGUAAUUGGGUGUUAUUAGAUUGCUUUUGCAUAGUAUUCAUGGCGGAUUCAAAACGUGUGUUGGGGGCUGCCGAUAUCCUGUGUAAAAAUUAAAUUUCUUGUGGACUUAUGACUAUGCCGCACAUGAGUUCGGGAGGCUCUGAGGAUUUUUAUUCUACCGAUGAGGUGAAGGUGUACAAAGAUGAAGGAAAUAAGGACGAAGAAAAGCGUUCCUCGGAAAACUUGAACGAGGAAAAGUUGGGGCUUGUCACUGAGUCGGAAGAGGGCAAGAAUACUUCUAUCCAAGGAAAUUUUAGCGGCCCGGAGAAGUCGAGCAACACAGUUCCCGAUGACG
Molecule: messenger RNA, 979 nt
Organism: Aplysia californica (California sea hare)
Lineage: Eukaryota; Metazoa; Mollusca; Gastropoda; Aplysiida; Aplysiidae
Product: protein pangolin, isoforms A/H/I/S
Biological process (GO): canonical Wnt signaling pathway; regulation of transcription by RNA polymerase II
Cellular component (GO): beta-catenin-TCF complex
Molecular function (GO): DNA-binding transcription factor activity, RNA polymerase II-specific; RNA polymerase II cis-regulatory region sequence-specific DNA binding
Source: RefSeq, a predicted model, not a curated record